Cryptomeria japonica (Japanese cedar) is the source of this 1800-nucleotide messenger RNA. RefSeq names its product methyltransferase FGSG_00040. The record is from RefSeq and is a predicted model, not a curated record. NCBI's taxonomy places the organism in Eukaryota, Viridiplantae, Streptophyta, Pinopsida, Cupressales, Cupressaceae. Gene Ontology annotation, molecular function: protein binding. Bases 1 to 1800 code for a protein of 599 amino acids. The transcript has a single exon.
AUGGAUAGCACUGCAGGAGAAAUACAGAAAACAUUGAGAGGGCUUCAGCUUUCUGAAGAGUUACAUGGAGAAGCGAAGAGCCCAGUUGCAGAUUUGCUUGAUCUGCGCUCCAACGGCAACCAGCGGUUUCAACAUGGCGACUGGAAAGGAGCAAUCACAUGUUAUUCUGAAUGCAUAGAAAUUUACAACAAGGAAGCCAUGGACGUAUUUGUGAGUUGUUAUUCUGACAGGGCAGAGGCAUUUUUAAAGCUGGAGGAGUACGGGAAAGCCGUAGAAGACUGCGAGAAAGCCCUGCAACUUCAUUCCACUCAUCUCAAAUCCCUCUUUCGCAAGGGCAGGGCUUUGCACGAACUCAAAGAGUACAACUUAGCCUGCUCGUGCUUUCGACUGGCACUAGAGCAAUCCCCAGAUGCCAAGGAAAUAAAGUCUCACUAUGACAAAUCGAAGAAGAUGAAUGAAGAAAACCAGCAUGGUAAGUUUGAUCUCUCUGCCUAUUUUCUAAAUGGUUUCAGACAGCAAUAUAUUCCAGAGGUGAGUAAUUAUAUUGGUCCAGUCAUUAUUAAGAAAUCCCCUGUCCAUGGCCGAGGUUUGUUUGCUACCAAGGAUGUUGAGGUCGGAGAUACUCUGCUUGUGGAGAAUGCGAUUGCAGUGAGUGGCAUCUAUCGCAGGUCCAUGGCCUUUCGUAUGGAAGAGAACCCUCCGAGCAUGCUUGAGGGUCUUCACCAAGACACAGUAGAGCGAGCAGCCGCUUGUGCAAUGUCAUGUCCGAGGAUUUUGCGGCAAUUGCAGCACCUUACUGAUUCAUCUUGGCUAGAGGAUUCAGAGGUUCCGGACAUGGAGUUGUUCAAGGUAAAUGAUGGUAGUUGGAGUAAAUUUGGGGAUAACCCAGUGAAUUUCCAGAUUAAUACGUUUGAUCUCAGGAAAGCUAUGGAGUUGAACGGUCUAGUCACAUAUAUUAGCACGUAUGAAGAAAACCCAGUGAAGGAGGAUGAAGAUGAUGCCAACAGCAGCAUUGGGUUCGGGAAUGAGAAUAGCGUAAUAGAGCAAUGUGGGCUUUGGGGGCUUCCAUCUUUCAUCAACCAUUCAUGUUUUCCAAAUGCUAAAUAUAUUGUGGUUGGAAAAGCAAUGUUCAUUAUAGCCGUGAGACGAAUUGCUGCAGAGGAGGAAAUAACUGUGCCUUACUUCAGAAGCCUUUAUCCACUGGUGGACCGCGAGCGCGAUUUCACACCAUUAGGGUUUCAUUGUGAAUGUAAGCGGUGUGUGUUGGAACGAUCUCUUGGUCCAUCUUUCAGAAAACUGAGUCAGAAAAUCCACAAUUACUGCAGGUCUCUGAUAAACACUAUGUAUAUUUCCCCCCGAGAUAUGCAGUCCUUGGUAGGGUUCGCCCUGCAGUUGGAGAAAAUUGAGGCCCAGGAUGAAGAGAAGAAACUCAUACGCUCCUCAUUCUAUUCUCUCUACAAAUAUCUUUUUGCUGCUGCUGAAGUUUAUACUGAUUUUCGUGUGCUGUCAAGGUCGCUUCCUACAGUGAUGGAUGUGGCAGAGGCAUUGUGGCAUGCUGAACCAGGUUGUGGCAGCUCCCUCAAGAUGUUUCAGAGGCUUCUAGAGGGAACGCAUGGAAAACAGAGGGAUUUACUUUUUCACAAGGCAAUGGAAAACAGCAUAGCGAUAAUUGGAAAACAGAAAGAACAUGUACUUAAAGCUUUGGUGCUGUCAAAGUUUGAUGCAGUUUUCCAAACAGUCAGGCCGUGGAAUGCCCGUGAGGUGUAUUCUAUAGUCUAUAGUCGUAGUAGUAUGGUCUGA